Messenger RNA from Nelumbo nucifera (sacred lotus), 1997 nucleotides. It is a transcript of the gene ARP6, whose product is annotated as actin-related protein 6. NCBI's taxonomy places the organism in Eukaryota, Viridiplantae, Streptophyta, Magnoliopsida, Proteales, Nelumbonaceae. The record is from RefSeq and is a predicted model, not a curated record.
UAUUCUGUCUUCUCAAAGGCGGGAACGACUAAGAAGUGAAGUAGUCGGGAAGGGAGAUCAGAGAUGUCGAACGUGGUGGUGCUGGACAACGGCGGGGGGCUCUGUAAAGCCGGAAUCGGCGGCGACAGAGACCCAUCGGCGGUGGUUCCCAACUGCCUUGGCCGCCCCUCCUCCUCCAAGAAAUGGCUCGUCGCCGACCAACUCCAAGCCUGUGAAGACCUAACCUCCGUCUCCCUCCGCCGCCCCUUCGACAGGGGCUACCUCAUCAACCCCGACCUCGAGAAAGAAAUAUGGGACCGCAUCUUCCGUUCACUCCUCCGCGUGGACCCUACCGCCUCCUCCCUUCUCCUCGUUGAGCCCCUCUUCAACCUCCCCUCCAUCCAGCGUUCGACCGACGAGCUUGUCUUCGAGGACUUCGGCUUUCGCUCUCUCUACGUCGCCGACUCUCCCUCCCUCGUCCACCUGUAUGAGGCUAGCCACCGGCCUGACGGACUUAUCUCGAGGGCGCAGUGUAGUCUCGUCGUCGACUGUGGGUUCUCGUUCACCCAUGCCGCUCCGGUGCUGCAGAAUUUCACCAUUAAUUAUGCUGUUAAGCGGCUUGAUCUUGGGGGCAAGGCUCUCACUAACUACCUCAAGGAGCUUGUGUCUUAUCGGUCCAUCAAUGUCAUGGAUGAGACUUUUCUCAUCGAUGAUGUCAAGGAGAAGCUCUGUUUCGUCUCGCUCAAUGUUCCUCGCGACCUUCAGAUUGCCAGGAGACCUGGAAAGGAUAACCUCUUCAGAUGCACAUAUGUCCUUCCUGAUGGUGUUGAACAUAUGAAGGGUUAUGUAAAAGAUCUGGAUGAAGCACAAAGGUACCUCACAUUGCCAGAUGAAGCCUGGUUUCCAUCACAAGGAAUGAAGGAUGGAUGUGCAGAAGUUCCAGAAAAACCUGAAGAUAGGAAGAGAAUUGAUUUGACAAAAAAUGAAUUUAACUUGACAAAUGAACGAUUCCUUGUCCCAGAAAUGAUUUUUCGGCCUGCUGACUUAGGAAUGAACCAAGCUGGUCUGGCAGAGUGCAUAGUACGGGCUGUAAAUUCCUGCCAUCCUCAUCUUCACCCAGUACUCUAUGAAAGCAUUAUUUUGACUGGUGGAAGCACAUUAUUCCCUCGAUUUGCUCAAAGACUAGAAAAGGAGCUUCGACCUCUUGUACCUGAUGACUAUCAUGUACAAAUAACAACUCAAGAAGAUCCAAUUUUAGGUGUAUGGAGAGGGGGUUCACUUCUUGCAUCUAGUCCUGAUUUUGAGGCAAUGUGCGUCACCAAGUCCGAGUAUGAGGAGUUAGGAUCUGCCCGCUGUCGACGACGGUUUUUUCACUGAGCACCCAAAGUACAAAUAGGAAGGUCUCUGGAAGAAACCUUCAGAAUUUCUGUAUGAAGCUGUUAAACGGAAUUGGACAAAUAUAUCCAUCAUGUCAACAUGGAAAAGCUACAGCACAAGCUGCUUGGACAUUUCUCUGUUAAUGGAGUGCUUUUCAGAUGCUUAAGGCUUCUGUUUUUAUGGUAAAUGUAGGUGCCAAGAUGCCAGAGCCUACUUGGAAAAAUACAAGGUAAAAGUGGCAUGCAAAGGCUAUAUCAAUGAAAGCAAAUGUUCUCUCGCCAUUAUUGGGUGCAUGCAAUCAUAACGAGGAAUAUGGAUGGGACGAAGUAACACCCAAAGUUGGAUGCAGUUUAAUCUUUUUGUUUCCAACGCGACCAUGUUACGUAAGCCAACUACUUCUGGCCUACUCUACUAGACUGCUGCUAGAAAGGUAAACCGUUUCGUGUAUUAUUUUGAAUGUCAUAAUGAACGAUAUAUUGCAGCUUAGUAAUCUUUGCUUUCAGUGCCUUCAGUGAGACUGCGUUUAUCAUAUGGUAUAUAAUGUUCUAACUUUCAUUAUGCUUCAGAAGAAUUGUGAGAGAUUUAACCGCAUUUUAGUUGCAUUGAAUUCUGUGAUAUGGAUGUGCAGAGUGUUGGAUUUC